AUGCAGCAUCGCCAAGCAUCACCAAUCAACCAAUCAAAGCAGAAAGCCCUGCCGCACUUAUCCAAUCUUGAAUUGGAAGAGCUACAAUUGCCAGUCGAAGCGUUUGUUGAUUCGGAUGGUUUUGGAUUAGAACGGUCGCUUGGGAAUCUAAUAAGCUUUAUAAACUUUGUUGAUCCCGAGUUGAAACUAAAAGAGCGACCAAGCCAAGCAGGGAAUGGUUCCCCGUUGAUGAUAAUGAUUGCAAUUUCAGCUGCGAGAUCUGUCAAGUUGAGAAGAGCAAUGAUAGAGUACAAGUCGCCAACCAUAAAAAUAGCAAAACUAUUCGGGAAACACUUUAAAUUCAAGGAUCAGGAGAAGUUCUUGGAACUGAACUUUAUCAAUAUCGCAGUUACAACGCCAGAACGCAUCUUGAGAAUGGUAAACGAUUCAGAAUCUCUCAAUCUAUCGAGGCUAAAGUACAUCGUAAUAGACGCUACAUGGAAGGACGUGAAGGAAAGAAGCGUAUUCGACGAUGGGUGUAAAGAAUUGAUGCUCCUGUUUGCGAACAGUUUAUUACUCGAAAAGAUAAGAGUGAAGAAAGAGACCAAGAUAGUGUUUUAUUAG
This is a messenger RNA of Paraglomus brasilianum, 603 nucleotides long. The record is from the annotation of a GenBank genome assembly. NCBI's taxonomy places the organism in Eukaryota, Fungi, Glomeromycota, Glomeromycetes, Paraglomerales, Paraglomeraceae.